Molecule: messenger RNA, 540 nt
Organism: Medicago truncatula (barrel medic)
Lineage: Eukaryota; Viridiplantae; Streptophyta; Magnoliopsida; Fabales; Fabaceae
Product: dirigent protein 2
Exons: 1
Coding region: 1-540 (179 amino acids)
Source: RefSeq, a predicted model, not a curated record
AUGGCACCAACAUCUUCAACACCACUCAAAAUCAUAUCCUUCUCAAUAUUACUUCUCAUAACCAUCAACAACAUAGCUAAUGGUCAACAAAAUCAAUCAACCUUGGUGUUCUUCCUACAAGAUGUCGGAAAAGGAGUUGGCGCAACCGUUCAACCAGUUAUCGGCAUCAAUGGAAAGGUUUGGUCCUACAACUCAUUUGGAACAAUAUUUGUAGUCGAUGACCCUAUUAUGUUAAACCCUAAUCCAGGUUCAACUCAAAUCGGAAGGGCUCAAGGUAUGAUUACAGUAACAUCUCUUGAUGGUUCAAAUGUGAGCAUAGUUUUGUCACUUGUGUUCAACAAUGGGCAAUAUAGUGGUAGCACUUUGGAGAUUCAAGGUGCUAGUCGACAACGCGAAAAUUCAAGAGAGCUUUCUGUUGUUUCCGGAACAGGAAGGUUUCGAUAUGCAAGAGGAUUUGUUGUGUUUGAAACUGUAUCUUAUGAUGAUUCAACUAAUCAUUCUGUUCUUCGUUUGACUGUAACUUUGGCUAUACCAUCUUGA